Messenger RNA from Trypanosoma cruzi, 1467 nucleotides. RefSeq names its product diacylglycerol acyltransferase, putative. Gene Ontology annotation, molecular function: diacylglycerol O-acyltransferase activity. The record is from RefSeq and is a predicted model, not a curated record. Gene Ontology annotation, cellular component: endoplasmic reticulum membrane. The coding region runs from base 1 to 1467 and encodes 488 amino acids. Lineage: Eukaryota; Euglenozoa; Kinetoplastea; Trypanosomatida; Trypanosomatidae. Gene Ontology annotation, biological process: triglyceride biosynthetic process. The transcript has a single exon.
AUGGAAUUUGGCGAGGGCACGGCAAUGGCUGCCGAUCACCACGACAGUCAGGCAGCAUUCCCACUGGCAGAGGAAUAUGUCGUGGAGCCGACGACCACGGAGGAGAUGCACGAGCUACUUGACAUGAUUGUUAGCGCCUGUGACCAUCUGCAGGGUUUGAUACGCGAUCGCCUUCCUGUCACGCAGAGGGAGGUGUCGAAGCUUCGGAAGGCCUACUGGCUUGCAACGGGCGAGACGGAGAGGCUGCGCAGCCGCAGUGGGUCGAAAAGCUCCAUAUUUGGCAACGCUGACUGUGGCAGUGCAGGCAUUCAACCCCUGCACCCCGGCGUGGAGGGCCGCAGGCGGCAGGACGGGAAGAUCCUCGCGUGUGACUGCGCGCUACGACAGCUCGAGGAGUACGUGGGUCCGAGGCCCGAGGCGCAUACGUUUGACCACGACGAUGAUUCGGGGAAUGAGGGCGAGAGGAGCAGAAUGCGGCGCUUUUUUUGCGUUCCGGUCGAGCGCCGCCUCCAAACGCUUUUGGUUUCGGCGUUUCUGUUCUUUACACUUAUUCCUGUUUCCCUUGCGCUCACGGUGGCGCUGCUGCUGAAUUGGUGGACCAUGCCGUUCAUGGUGGCGUACCUCGUGCACAUCUUUACCUUUGGACAGCCCAGGCAUCCGUUGAGGAAGCAUACCGCCUUUACACGACUGAAGAUAUGGCGCCACUACGGCGCCUACUUCCCCGUGCGCCUUGUGAUUCCUUGCCGCGUGCGUGAAAAGUUUGAGCCCCAAAAGAACUAUUUUUUUGUUUACCACCCGCAUGGCAUACAUGGGUUUGGUGCGAUAGCGAAUUUCACCCUCGACGCGACGGUGAGCUCACUUCUUCCGGGCAUAAUUAUCCACGCGCAAACGCUCAAGCUCAACUUCUACAUUCCUUUUUGGCGCGAGCUGCAGCGUCUUUGCGGCAACGGGGACGCCAGUGAGGACUGCAUCCGCCGCACGCUGAGGUCUGGGCCCGGCGAGAGUGUUUUGCUGGUUGUUGGGGGUGCGAAGGAGAGUCUCCUGGCGAGCCCGCGAACCAACGAGCUCAGCCUGCAGAGCCGGAGGGGAUUUGUGAGAAUUGCACUGCAGGAGGGCUCCCCGCUUGUUCCUGUGUAUGCGUUUGGAGAAAAUGACGUUUACCGGAUUCCCCGUGCGGCGGGCUCCAGGUGGUGGAGACGCGUGAAUGCGAUCCUCCGCAAGGUUUUGUCCUUUGGUUUCCCCCUGUUUGUUGGUCGUGGCUGGUUCAAUUACUGCUUUGGUGUCCUGCCUCACCGCCGCCCGAUUUAUGUGGUGGUUGGGGAGCCGUUGCCGGUGCCAAAGAUCCCCCAACCGACGCCGGAGGACCUGCAGGAGUGGCACGACAAGUAUGUGGCGGCACUCAAGCGGCUUUUUGAUGGGUAUCGUGCCGUCUACGACGUGGAAUCCAGCGGCCUGCAUAUUCACUAA